Molecule: messenger RNA, 1314 nt
Organism: Leptosomus discolor (cuckoo roller)
Lineage: Eukaryota; Metazoa; Chordata; Aves; Leptosomiformes; Leptosomidae
Source: RefSeq, a predicted model, not a curated record
UAUGGACCCCAGUGCAAGUCCAUUGGAAAAGGAAGCUGCAACAAUGUAGUAGUUACCGGCAGUCCCAUGACAGUUCAACAGCUGGGACCUGUUUCACCUCCUGCUAAUCAGGUUUUGACAGCAUGCAACCAGAUCAGCCCUAGCUUACAGAGGUCUCUGGAUGCUUCCAGCCUGAGUGGUUCUCCAUCAGAUACAAGGUCACUCUUGUCACAUGAGUCUCUGGCCUCUACUACGUCAAGCUUGUCAGAAAGUCAGUCCGCUUGGAGUGUUAAGCAAGAGUGGUCACAUGGGUACAGGACACUUCCUCCUGACCAAGGUUUGCAAAAUGGCAGUGAGCUUGGAGACUUACUAAAUUUUUCACCCAGAACAUCUGUGUCCAGUAACUGUGUCUCUGACUCUUUACCGUCCUACUUACAUGGCAUGGAAAAUAAGCAUUCCCCUUACUCUAGUCCUCGCCAUUUCUCAGCGCUCUCUCAAUCAGCCCGCUCCAAAAAGAGAGCACUCUCUUUAUCUCCCCUGUCUGAUGGCAUUGGGAUUGACUUCAAUACAAUCAUCCGUACAUCCCCAACCUCUCUAGUGGCUUAUAUCAACAGCUCCAGGACAUCACCAGCGAACAUCUCCCCACAGCCUGAGGUCUAUGGGCAUUUUUUGGGAGUGAGAGGAAGCUGUAUACCCCAAAACUGCUCUAUUCCAACUGCCCAGAAAGGCCUUUUCAUGGCUAAUGGCAAUGUCACCCUCCCAGGGUAUGUUGAGAAUGGGGCUGGUGAGUACCAGCGGAUGCAGCAGCUGGAGCAAGCCAGCUUGCAAAUGGCCAGCACAAGUAACAUGGUGAUCCAGCAGGGUGUGCCGCCUCUGGACAACCAGGCGGUGGGUGUCCUGAAAAAUGAAUGGCUGGAUGACUUCUCAGGCCAUAGAGUUGACAUGCCUCCUCCACCUCUGCUGCCACCGCCUCCUCCACAAGGGCCACCGCCACCAUACCAUGCUCAUCAGCACCGGCAUCCAUACAGCCUCCCCAGUCGCAUUCGCCCGCUGCCUCUGCCUCCUCCUGCCCCAGGCUCCCUACUUGACGAAGAUGGUGAGCUAGACGGCUUCAAUGGCAAGCAUGGCUGUCGCUGGGUUGACUGCGGUGUGCUGUAUGACCAGCAAGAGGAACUUGUGCGGCAUAUAGAGAAGAUCCAUAUAGACCAGAGGAAGGGAGAGGACUUCACUUGCUUCUGGGCAGGGUGCCCACGAAGGUACAAGCCGUUUAAUGCCCGUUAUAAACUGCUGAUUCACAUGAGAGUCCACUCAGGAGAGAAGCCGAACAAAUGCACA